AUGGCCCAACGCGCCCCGCUUGCAGGACGUCCUCCGUACGCGACCGACGAGGACGAUAGUAUCUACGAUAACCCGGCUCCUCGGGCCCGUGUUCCUCGUCCUCCGGUUGACAACCCCAAUGAGCGCACAUCUGCGUACAACACGUACGACAACUACCUCGAUGGCCGCCAGUCGCACACUUCGGCCUCGGCCGGUAUUGGGGGCGCCUUGCUUGCAAUUGACUCGGACUCUGAUGAUGAGACAGACCUCCAUUCGGUCCCCCCUCAACGGAAUGCCGAUAAUGGAAGUCGUGCCGCUCUCUAUGCUGCCGCUUCGGGUAUGAAUAACCCGCCCCCUCAUUCCUCCUCUCCAAAUCGCUCGCCUACGUCGCCGGCACCCCCUUACUCCCCUCCUGCAAAUGGCCGCAUGCCAUUGGAUGCCAAGCCAACUCCCGGCAUGGGCGGUCGCGCUUCCCCUGGUGCCUCAUCGUCGCAAAACCCGCUUGCUUCUCCUCGUCCGGUCUACGCACCCAACACGCCCAGCCGUCAGGCUGCCUUUGACGUACACAGCCAACAGCAACACCCGCCUACAAAUCUUACCGUUCAGAUCCCGGCUCCCCCGAGCGCCAACCUCCGUGCUGACAUUCAGUCGCGCGGCCCAACCAUGCCUACCGCUGCAUUCAUGGUGCCUCCCGCUAAUGGAGGUGGUGGAACUCCUUCGUCUGCCGGAUUUGGCCCGAUACCUGGUACACCAAACGAAGGUUUACAUCCCCACCCUCUUCAGGCACCUUCGACACCUAUCACUCCGGUGUUUGCUGCCCCGCCCCGGGUCAACUUUGCUGAAAAGUCUUUCAACACUCCCAUCCUGCGAGGAGAUAAGGAAGAGACAUUGAUUGCUCGCCGCGGAGAAAGGGGUGACGAUUUCUGGCGUCGGUUUAGCAUGGUCGCCAAGGAAGAAAACGCGAAGCCAGCCAACCAAAAGUCCAGCCAUUGGUUGAAACGGAAUCAAGCCGGCCGAUCUGGGUUCUCCCGAUGUGUUUGGGUCGUUGGUCUCAUCCUGCUUAUUGUAAUCAUUGGUGCUAUCGGUACAGGCUAUUACUUCUCACGCAGCAAGCCUGACCACUACCGCCCAGCGACUUUUGGUGGCUCUGAGGAAGAGGGUAUGAACGGAAAGGGCACUUCUUCAGUCUCACAAUCAUCAACCUCGACUUCAACUGGUGGACUUGUCAAGAUCGUUCACACUAGCACCUCUGCUCCUGCUGCGACUACCACAGCUGCCGCGAAGCGAAGCGAGAAUGUGUCAGAACGCGUAAUUGCGCGAGCAUUUGGACAACCGCCUGUUCAGUUGAAUCGUGACUUGCCCUUGGUCACAAAGAACGUGCACCAACACCAACAAAGCAAGCGCCGUGCGUGGCAGAAUGUGAUUUAA
Rhizoctonia solani is the source of this 1407-nucleotide messenger RNA. RefSeq lists its product as uncharacterized. Lineage: Eukaryota; Fungi; Basidiomycota; Agaricomycetes; Cantharellales; Ceratobasidiaceae. The record is from RefSeq and is a predicted model, not a curated record. Bases 1 to 1407 code for a protein of 468 amino acids. The transcript is spliced from 5 exons.